AUGCCAUUAACCAAUUCACAUUCAGAAGCCACCACAACUGACAUCCUAAACCAUGCAGAUACUAUGAUCUCAGGUAAGAAGAGGCAGAGUUGGGUAGUUGGUUCGAUACUUUCUCUUGCAGGCUGCUUCUCGUGGUCUUCAUGGUUCCUCAUGCAAACUAAGAUUAGCAAAAAUUAUCCAUGUCAAUACUCUAGCACUGCCAUCAUGUCAAUCUCUGGUGCAAUCCAGUCAGCUGUCUUAAGUUUAAUCAUAAAAAGGAAUUUUGCCAUGUGGAUUCUGAAAACGAAAUUGGAGAUCAUAGGCGUCCUUUAUGCUGGGAUCAUAGGUUCAGGCUUGUGCUAUGUGGGGAUGUCAUGGUGCGUCAAACAAAGGGGUCCUGUAUUCACAUCUGCUUUCACCCCCUUCACACAGAUAUUUGCUGCUGCGUUUGAUUUCUUUAUCCUGCAUGAACAAAUCUAUCUUGGAAGUGUCCUGGGAUCAAUCCUAGUUAUGCUUGGUCUGUACAUUCUCCUAUGGGGUAAAAGCAAUGAAGCAGUGAACUGUGGUAAGAAGCAAGCCCAACUAGCCAAGGAAGAGGAAAACCGUGACACAGAAGCACAAAUAUCAGUAAUAAAUUCGAAGAGUAAUCCAUAA
Molecule: messenger RNA, 633 nt
Organism: Dovyalis caffra
Lineage: Eukaryota; Viridiplantae; Streptophyta; Magnoliopsida; Malpighiales; Salicaceae
Source: the annotation of a GenBank genome assembly